CUUUUGUGACUUUUGGGAGAGCUGCCAAAAGUGAAACUUAGUGCCUCAGACAAGCAGGGGCAAGUCUGCUAAGGAAGCUGUGGCCAGAAGCACAGAUCAGAAACACGAUGGCUCUGUUAACAGCCGAAACAUUCCGCUUACAGUUUAACAACAAGCGCCGCCUCAGAAGGCCUUACUACCCGAGGAAGGCCCUCUUGUGUUACCAGCUGACGCCGCAGAAUGGCUCCACGCCCACGAGAGGCUACUUUGAAAACAAGAAAAAGUGCCAUGCAGAAAUUUGCUUUAUUAACGAGAUCAAGUCCAUGGGACUGGACGAAACGCAGUGCUACCAAGUCACCUGUUACCUCACGUGGAGCCCCUGCUCCUCCUGUGCCUGGGAGCUGGUUGACUUCAUCAAGGCUCACGACCAUCUGAACCUGGGCAUCUUCGCCUCCCGCCUGUACUACCACUGGUGCAAGCCCCAGCAGAAGGGGCUGCGGCUUCUGUGUGGAUCCCAGGUCCCGGUGGAGGUCAUGGGCUUCCCAGAGUUUGCUGACUGCUGGGAAAACUUUGUGGACCACGAGAAACCGCUUUCCUUCAACCCCUAUAAGAUGUUAGAGGAGCUAGAUAAAAACAGUCGAGCCAUAAAGCGACGGCUUGAGAGGAUAAAGGGGCUCCUUCUUGUUCUUUUAGAUUCCAGGGGUACGUGCGCAGGGUCGUUACAUGGAUAUAUUGUGUGAUGCUGAGGUCUGAGUCACCCAAUCUACUGGAACAUAGCACCCAAUAGCAGUCCUGAAGUGUGGAUGUUUUAGAGAAUGACUUAAGAAGUUUGCAGCUUGGACCCGUAUCCCACUCAUUAUCAAGAAGCAACUCAAGAUGACUUUCCCUGGGGCAUGUCAGUUGCCUCAUAGCCUGCUGGUCCUGUAAGCAAGCACUAAGCUCCACAGUGCCAGUUCCUUGCCCCAACCUGGCCCCAUCCAAGUACAGAAGACCUUCCUUUCCUCCUUUUUCCAUAUUGCUUUCUGUUCUAAGUGGGUGAAUAAUUUUAUAAUUGAAAAAAUAAAGAUAAAGUCUGUAAAUCCAGCCGGGUACGGUGGCUCACGCCUGUAAUCCUAGCACUUUGGGAGGCUGAGAUGCUCGGCCAAUAAAUUUCUAUUGUUUAUGAA
Molecule: messenger RNA, 1145 nt
Organism: Homo sapiens (human)
Lineage: Eukaryota; Metazoa; Chordata; Mammalia; Primates; Hominidae
Gene: APOBEC3H
Product: apolipoprotein B mRNA editing enzyme catalytic subunit 3H
Exons: 6
Coding region: 108-719 (203 amino acids)
Biological process (GO): defense response to virus; negative regulation of viral genome replication; transposable element silencing
Cellular component (GO): nucleus; P-body; cytoplasm
Molecular function (GO): zinc ion binding; hydrolase activity; cytidine deaminase activity
Source: RefSeq, a predicted model, not a curated record